CAACAAACUAAUUUUCAUCGAACACAAAGGUACAUUACAUCAAUGACUUUGUUAAAUAACGUCAUAUAUUAUGGGCUUCACCUUCAUCUUCACAUUCUCAUUCUUUUCUUUUUUGCAAUUUUGAGCUUGGUAUGGUUUUGGUUGACCACCAAAAGAUCAUCGACAGUACCACCCCUGCCGCCAGGCCCUCGUGGGUGGCCAAUAGUUGGAUACCUUCCUUUUCUAAGUCCAAACCUUCACAUAGAUUUGUCAGAGUUGGCUAAGGUUUAUGGUCCCAUUUUCAGGUUAUGGAUGGGAACCAAACUAUAUGUGGUGAUCACUUCCCCACAACUCGUUGGCGAAGUGGUCAGUCAACAAGACAAAGUGUUCGCCAACCGUGAUGUUAGUAUAAGUGCCUUUAUCUACACACAUGGCGGUAACAAUGUUGCCUUUGCACCUUAUGGUCCAAAAUGGAAAAACUAUAGAAAAAUCAUGGUCCAGGAGAUGUCAAGUACAACCGUGCUCAGUAAUUUGUACUGUUUCAGAAAAGAAGAAGUGAGAAAAUCAGUGAGAUGGCUUUUCAAAAACGUUAAUACCCCAAUCGAUAUAGGAAGGUUGGCGUAUCAAAUUUCUAUGAACAAUGUCAUGCGCAUGACAAUUGGUGCCACAUUAGAAGGAGAUGAUGUUGUUAGUCGUGACAUUGAUCAAUUUAAAAAGAUGACAGAGGAUCUCAUGAUGCUAGUAGCGAAACUUAGGCGUUUGGUGGGGAGGAAUGAAAAUAUAGGAAUAGGAAUGGGAAUGGGAAUGAGAAUAGGAAUGGAAUGGAAUAAAAUUGCAACCAAACAAAGGAAUGGAAUGAAAAUUAUUUCAUUUCCAUUCCAUUCCAUUUCAUUACCUCCAACCAAACGCCACCUUAAUGUCUCUGAUAUUUUUCCAGCUCUAAAGUGGUUUGAUUUACAAGGAAUUGAGAGAGAUACAAGGAAGAUUCAUCGAGCGUUCGAAGUGAUGAUUGAAAACGCCAUGGCUAAAAGGAAGAAAGUUAUGAGUAAUCCUUUAGCUGUUAAGUCUUCCAGGAAAGACUUUCUCCAAUUCCUUAUGGAGCUUUGUGAGAAUCAAAAUACAGAGGAGGCUCCUAUUACCACAUCCGAAAUCAAAGGCUUGCUUAUGGAUCUGUUCGUUGGAGGAACAGACACUACAAUAUCCACAGUGGAAUGGGCAAUGGCAGAGAUGUUGAAGAAUCCAAGUGUUUUAAUUAAAGUUCAAGAGGAACUCAAACAAAUUGUGGGGUUAAACAACAACGUAGAAGAAUCUCAUUUGACUAAGCUCACUUACUUGAAUAAUGUCUUUAAGGAGACUUUACGUUUGCACCCACCAGCUCCUUUUCUAUUACCUCGUUCUCCAACCCAAUCUACCAUUGUUGGAGGCUAUACCAUACCUAAAGGAAGUACCAUUUUUCUAAAUGUUUGGUCUAUACAUAGAGAUCCUAGCAUUUGGGAAAAUCCUUUGGAAUUUAAACCUGAGAGGUUCGAUGAAAGUGGAGCAUCAGGCAAUAAUUAUAACUUUUUAGGUAACAAUUUAAAUUAUUUUCCAUUUGGAUCAGGAAGAAGAAUAUGUGCUGGAAUUUCCCUAGUAGAGAGGAUGGUGAUGCUUAUACUGGCUUCAUUCUUGCACUAUUUUGAUUGGAAAUUACCUAGUGGAACCAAGAUUGAAUUAUCAGACAAGUUUGGACUUGUUGUUAACAAAAAAAAUCCUUUAAAAGCUAUUCCCACACCUAGGCUAUCUAAUGUUGAUCUAUAUACUACUAUGCUUUAAGAUUGAAUCAUCCAAACUUUGAUCAUCUAUAUACUACUAUGCCUUAAUAUUAUUUGUAAAUCUAUAACUACUAUUACUACUCUCAUAUAUCUCAUACUUAUAAGAUGGCAUGAGUACGUAUACUAAUUAUAUUUGAAGCCAUC
Cannabis sativa is the source of this 1934-nucleotide messenger RNA. Its product is annotated as flavonoid 3'-monooxygenase CYP75B137. Gene Ontology annotation, molecular function: heme binding; monooxygenase activity; iron ion binding. Lineage: Eukaryota; Viridiplantae; Streptophyta; Magnoliopsida; Rosales; Cannabaceae. Bases 43 to 1791 code for a protein of 582 amino acids. The record is from RefSeq and is a predicted model, not a curated record. The transcript is spliced from 3 exons.